CUACUCAACCUCAUUCCUCCACCAAAACCGUCUCCUGUGCGCAUGGGACACACACUUGUUUCGACCAGAGGAGACAGGAAACACGUUGCAGGGUUUUUUUUUGCUCUUGUUGGUGGUGAAUUUUUGUUUAAAUCACAUACAGAAUGAGAGGCUGAAGGUGAAACUGUCGGGACUUAAUUCGCUUGACUAAACAGACUGUUGACACUUCGGUGGAUAUUUUAGCAAACAAUGGAUCAGGAGGACACAAUGGACUUUAAAGCUCUGAGAGCAAAGUUCCAGGAUGAAGAGAUUCUCCUAAAGCAACCCAAGAUCAAACCAGCUCUCCCAGAUAAACCAAAGGUGGUCCCUCCUCCUCAGAGCCCCACUCACUACCUCCCCGCAGGAGCUCGCCCCUCCCUGCUCACCUCCAUCAACCAGAGCUUAGAGGCGAAAACACAACUUGCCCCCAGAGUCGUCUUCAAGGAUGAGAAGGAAAGCAAAAAGACCCUGUUCCAGAAUAACUUCAAAAAGUCCAAAAAUGAAGGGAAGCUGAAGAUGGUUAAAGACAAGACAAAAGGAAGCAGGGAGAAACUUGAUGAAGAUUCAUCUGAGCAGAAACAGAAGAAGGAGAACGGUAAAGACAAGAAGCUUCCACUGCUCCCUCUCAAGCAGAAAGAGCACACAGCAGAGCUUGUACCAGCUAUAGCUCCACCUAAAUCCACAACACAGAAGAAGAAGGGUAUUCUUGGAUUUAGGAGGUCAUUAAAAAGAAAUUCAUUGGAGGUUCCGCCUGACCCCAUUCUCGACUCCCCUAGCUUAGACUUUGCUGGAGCAGCUCCGCUUAUCCCGGUACCUUCCGGCUUUGAUGACACCACACCAGAUCCUGAAAUCUCUGCACACCAGGACCUGAGUCCUUCACUGGAAAUCACGACGCCCUCCAUUAUCCCAACCUCUCCUGAUUUUUUCCCACCUCCUGCUUUUAUUCCUGAUUACCCAACCCCAGAGAGUGAAACCCCAGUGGAGAUAGAAACUCCUGCCCUGUCCAUUUCCAGACCUGCCAGCCAAACUGAAACCAUUCCAGCCGCUUCUGUUAAGACCACCACUCCAUCUCCAACCCCUCCUGAGCAUGAGGUUUUAGCUGAGACUGUUGCAGAAGCUGUGAAUAUCGCUGCAGUAGAGACGCCUCCUCCUCCAACCAUAGCUACUCCAUCCAUCCCACCAUCUCCCAAAGCCUCACUGCUCUCAGCCCUGGAGAGGGCAGAGGACAUGAACCCAGGGAAACGGCCUUCUGCUGACCAGAGGAUCUUCAGUGCUUUGGAGAAGGCACGCAAGAAAUCUCCCAGCCCAUCGUCAAACCACACCAGCUUGUACUCUAUCACCCCUCCACCUGAGGAACUCCCCCCUUCUGAGAGCCCCACCCUCUCUCUCCCAUUUCUCCCACCCAUUGAUUAUGAAGGGAAUGCCCACCCACCGAAACUUGGUCAACUCAACGGUAUUGACCACAGGCAAGCCUCUCCUGUGUUGAACAGCAUCACUGAGGAGGGGUCCGACCUUGUGCCUGAGAUGUUAGUGGUUCCCCCUCCCCCUCCCAAGAAGGUUCUUCCAGACCCCAAGUCUCUGGGUCCUGCUCCAGAGAAACCUGACAGACCUCCAUCUGUCAACCUAAGUAACUUCAUCCCGCCUCCUGUGGAAGAUAAUGCAGUGAUUCCUGUUCCUGUGGCGUUAUCAGAGACAGACACCACAGAGUUUGACGAUGUGGGUUCAACAACCCAUUCCACAGACAUGCCAGUAUCAGAGUGGGGUAACGGGCAUUACACUGGUCCGGAUUCUGUCGACAGCCAGCUUUAUAGCAACGGAACGACUGGAGACGAAUACCAAAUGAAUCCACAGCCACUGGCAGCACUUGAAGAUGCUGAAGCGAGUAAUGGUGUCUUUGUGAGUGCAGAAAAUGCAUAUGACGAUGUUUCUGCGACCAAAAAGAAAGGGAAGUCUGACAGCGGCAAGAAACGUAAAGGGCCGCCAAAGAACCCAUACGCCGAGGCAGCAACACCAACAAAUGAAGAGAAAAGCAAGACGGGCAGGUUCGGCAAGAGUGAGAAAAAGGUUGUUGCAGAGGGGCCGGAUGAGAAAGAGCUGAAGAAGAGAGAGAAGCAGCGCUUGGAGAAGGAGAAGAAAGAGCUCAAGGAGAAACAGGAACGGGAAAAGAAAGAGCAGAAAGAGAGGGAAAAGAAGGAGACUGAGAUGAAGAAGAAAUUCAAAAUCACUGGGCAGGAAGACGCCAUGUAUCAGGCAACAGUAACCGUAACAACCAAAGGCCGUAAGAACGAUCUGCCUGUCAACAGCGGUGACAUCAUCAGCAUCAUCCGAACAACCAACUGUCCCAGAGGAAAAUGGCUGGCCAGAGACAACAGCAACAACUAUGGGUAUGUUGCAGUGGAUCACGUCGAGCUGGACAUCACGGAGAUGUUAGAGCUGGGGAAGAAAGCUGCGACCACCCGCAACACCAGCAACACCGUCGUGGAGGGAGAGGUCACAAGCACAGGCAGCAGGGCCUCAAAUCACUACCCACUAUCAGCAGAAAGUUUCACAGAUGACAGUGAAGAGUGGACCGGUGAUGAUGAUGAAAAUCUCUCCCCUGCCGCUGACACUGCAGAUCCAUUUUCCUCUGCGAGCCACAGCAGGACACUCUCCAUGCCAGACAUGGGAAACAAAGAUCUGAGCAUAAAUCACCAGCACAGCCACAGUGACAUGGGUGCAGGCGGCUCCCAACCGCAAGCAAGACAUGAAGCACUUCACAAAUUAACAACGUUUUUCUACUCACCCAAACAUGUGGAGCCCGCUGCCAGCAACAGUGACGUGGAGACAAGUCCUGUGCACGCGAAGGACGAGACACAUCAUCUGCCUGAUAUUAGUGAAACACAGAGCGUGGAUUUUGAUAAUCCUAAUCUGAUCAUUUUACCUCCUCCUGAGCUGUUUUCUGACUUGGGCACAGAGUAAUUAUCACGAAACAAGCACAACAAAGAGCAGCCAGGCGGAAGACACAGGAUUCAUCUUUGUCUUCAUGCCAUGACCCAUGUCAGACAGUGACUUCAUCUAUCUGAUAACCACGUUUAUGCAUCAGUAUGAUGAGCUACAAGAGGAACGGAAAAUGCGGAUUUUCUCAUAAAUGGCCCCUCAGGAAGAGUGGAUAUAUAUUUCUGUGUUGUUUCUCAUCAUUGAGGUUCUCAGUGUGAAGCCACUGAGGGACAGUCUGACUGAGGACCAAGGAUCAGCGUGGACUUCUGAUCCUGAAGAAGGACAUACAAGCUUCUUGCAGAUGCACACACGUAUCCUGACUGUGACCCAGGAGGCUCCUCAUGGAAAAGUUACAUAUUUGUCAUAUGCAAAUACCAGAAAGCCUUUUCAAAGUGGUGUUAAUAGGAGCAACAUAUAUAUUUUUUAUCGAAUUGAUGUGCUUUUAAUGUAAGGAAAUAUAUUUGCAUAGAAUAGAGGUCUCCUGCAAUAAAAAGCAGAUUGUAAAAUAAUCUUUUAUAUCCAUGUUUCCUUUAAUUAAUAGUACUUCUUCAACCUGGUUGUUCCUCUGGGUCAAACAAUAAUCUUGUGUAAUAAUAUUGUGAAGUAAAUAGCAGUAAAAAGACUUUGAAUUUACAAAGAUAUGAUAGUUAUCUCAGAUUAAGGCAGUUUUUAAGACAAUAUUGUUAAGUGUUGUAAUUGUUGUUGUUCUUUUGUACAUGAACCUUUUCUCAACUUUGUCAUUCUAAUUUCUCACUUUGUAAACACUGUGGAGUAUGGAAAUGUUUAUGUAACUACUUUUGUAAACACUUCAACAUGUUUAGUCCAAAUGAAAAGUAUUGUAAUGGUGUACAAAUAAACAAACGGAGUGCAAACUACAA
This is a messenger RNA of Solea solea (common sole), 3872 nucleotides long. RefSeq lists its product as uncharacterized. The coding region runs from base 229 to 2976 and encodes 915 amino acids. Gene Ontology annotation, biological process: T cell receptor signaling pathway; integrin-mediated signaling pathway; protein localization to plasma membrane. The transcript has 20 exons. Lineage: Eukaryota; Metazoa; Chordata; Actinopteri; Pleuronectiformes; Soleidae. The record is from RefSeq and is a predicted model, not a curated record. Gene Ontology annotation, cellular component: plasma membrane. Gene Ontology annotation, molecular function: protein binding.